AUGUCAGUGAAUCAGCAAGAUCUAGAUCCAGAUAGUACUACAGAUGUGGAAGAUGUUGCCGAUGCUGAAGAAGAACUUAUUAAAAAAUGUGAAGAAAUGUGGAAAGACAUGGAAGAAUGUCAAAGCAAAUUAUCACUUACUGGAACUGAGACACUCACUGAUUCAAAUGUUCAGAAACUGAGACCUUCUGAAUCAGAAUCACAAGUGAUGAAGCCUCUCUCAUUAUUAAUUAUGCAAGUGAAAUGUUUGACUGCUGAACUUAGUCAGUGGCAAAAAGAAACUCCUGAAAUGAUUCCCCUGAAUGAAGAAAUUCUGGUAACAUUAGGAAAAGAAGAGUUCCAAAAAUUGAGACAUGAUCUUGAAUUGGUGCUAUCUACUAUUCAGGCAAAUAAUGAAAAAUUAAAGGAAGAUUUAGAAAGGGAGCAAAAAUGGUUGGAUGAACAGCAACAAAUAUUGGAAUCUCUUAAUGUAAUACAAAAUGAAUUGAAACAGCAGGUUGUGACAUUUUCUGAAUCAAGAGUUUUUAAUGAGCUGAAAACAAAAAUGAGUGAUGUAAAAGAAUAUAAGGAGAAACUCUUGGUUACCAUGGGUGAGUUUCUCGAAGACCAUUUUCCUCUGCCUGAUAGAAACGUUAAAAAGAAAAAGAAAAACAUUCAAGAAUCAACUGCACAGCUGAUAACACUGCAUGAUAUGUUAGAGAUUCUUUUAAAUAGAUUAUUUGGUGUUCCACAUGACCCAUAUGUCAAAAUUAGUGAUUCUUUUUGGCCACCUUAUAUUGAGCUGCUCCUGCGUAAUGGGAUUGCCUUGAGACAUCCAGAAGAUCCAACCCGAAUAAGAUUAGAAGCCUUCCAUCAGUAA
Budorcas taxicolor (takin) is the source of this 858-nucleotide messenger RNA. It is a transcript of the gene CENPK, whose product is annotated as centromere protein K. Gene Ontology annotation, biological process: mitotic sister chromatid segregation; kinetochore assembly. The record is from RefSeq and is a predicted model, not a curated record. The coding region runs from base 1 to 858 and encodes 285 amino acids. The transcript has 10 exons. NCBI's taxonomy places the organism in Eukaryota, Metazoa, Chordata, Mammalia, Artiodactyla, Bovidae. Gene Ontology annotation, cellular component: nucleus.